Messenger RNA from Andrographis paniculata, 2910 nucleotides. RefSeq names its product beta-galactosidase 8. Gene Ontology annotation, cellular component: cell wall; vacuole. Gene Ontology annotation, biological process: carbohydrate metabolic process. The record is from RefSeq and is a predicted model, not a curated record. Lineage: Eukaryota; Viridiplantae; Streptophyta; Magnoliopsida; Lamiales; Acanthaceae. Bases 271 to 2811 code for a protein of 846 amino acids. The transcript has 19 exons. Gene Ontology annotation, molecular function: beta-galactosidase activity; carbohydrate binding.
AUGGAAAUGGCGGAACCGACACAAACAUGCAGUUCGCAGUUGGGUUUAACUUUAAUGGCCACCUGUAAAAAUCCAACAUCAUCCUUAUCGCCGCGCCCCUAUCGUUAUCAUUCUGUUGCCCUCACCGGAUAGAAGAACGAACCAUCGCAGCUAGUAUCGUCUUCCAAUCAAUUUGGAUUUGUUCUUGCUUGCAAGGCUGAGAAAGGUUGUAGGUUUGCUUAUAAGUAGCGGCAAUUGGAUUGGGAGAUUGGAGGAGUUGCCGCCAUUGAAAUGGGGGAAAGUGCUGUGGGUUUGGGUUUGCUUCUGCUAUUGGCUUUGACGACGUCGUUUUGCUCCGGCGCCAAUGUGACUUACGAUCACCGUGCGUUGGUGAUUGACGGCCGGAGACGGCUCCUAAUUUCUGGCUCCAUUCAUUAUCCUCGCAGCACACCGGAAAUGUGGCCAGACUUGAUUCAGAAGUCGAAGGAAGGAGGCUUGGAUGUGAUCGAGACUUACGUUUUCUGGAACCUCCACGAACCAGUUCGCGGUCAGUAUGAUUUUGAAGGAAGGAAUGAUCUGGUGAAGUUUGUGAAAGUUGUUCAAGAUGCAGGUCUAUUAGUUCAUCUUCGAAUAGGUCCUUAUGCUUGUGCCGAAUGGAGUUAUGGUGGAUUUCCCCUGUGGCUGCAUUUUAUCCCCGGGAUUGUGUUUCGAUCCGACAAUGAACCCUUCAAGGCUGAAAUGAAGAGAUUUACAGCCAAGAUUGUCGACCUGAUGAAGCAAGAAAAUUUGUAUGCUUCGCAAGGUGGACCGAUCAUUUUGUCGCAGGUUGAAAAUGAAUACGGGAAUGUUCAAUCGGCGUAUGGAAGCAGUGCCAAGCCUUACAUAAACUGGGCUGCAGCAAUGGCUACGUCGCUGGAUACUGGCGUGCCGUGGGUGAUGUGCCAGCAAAACGAUGCUCCCGAUCCUAUUAUCAACACUUGUAAUGGCUUUUACUGCGACCAAUUCACUCCGAAUUCGAACAAGAAGCCGAAAAUGUGGACGGAGAAUUGGAGUGGAUGGUUCUCUUCGUUCGGUGAUCCUCUCCCAUACAGACCAGUCGAAGACCUCGCUUUCGCCGUGGCGCGGUUUUUCCAACUCGGGGGAACCUUCCAGAACUAUUACAUGUAUCACGGCGGGACUAACUUUGGCCGCAGUGCUGGAGGUCCUUUUAUUACGACAACCUAUGAUUACGACGCUCCUAUCGACGAGUACGGACUUUUGAGACAGCCGAAAUGGGGUCACUUGAGAGAUGUCCAUAAAGCGAUAAAGCUUUGCGAAGCAGCGAUAUUGGCGACCGAUCCAACAACGAGUUAUCCCAGUCCUAAUCUGGAGGUGACUGUUUACAAGACGGGAUCGGGACGGUGCGCCGCUGCAUUUCUUGCAAACAUUGGAACAAAAUCCGACGCGACGGUAAACUUCAAUGGCAAUUCGUAUACGGUGCCAGCUUGGUCUGUUAGCAUCUUACCCGACUGCAAGAAUGUCGUACUCAAUACUGCGAAAAUCAAUGCUAUUUCGACUGUCCCAAAGUUCGUUCGCUACUCUUCAAAAGAACGCGCAGAGGCUAAAGAUGGAUUCCAGUCGGGCUGGAGUUGGAUCGUCGAACCUGUCGGAAUAUCUAAUAAAAAUGCGUUUACGAAACCGGGAUUGCAGGAACAAAUAAACACGACAGCCGAUCAAAGCGACUAUCUUUGGUACUCUUUAAGCGCCGCGAUUAAUGGCAACGAGACGUUCAUCAAAGACGGAUCUAAGACACUCCUUCACAUUGAUUCUCUUGGUCAUGCCCUUUUCGUGUUCGUCAAUGGGAAACUCGUCGGCAGUGGAAAAGGACGGAACAGCGACCAGAAAGUUUCGAUCGAUAUUCCUCUAAGUAUUCAACCCGGGAAUACGAAAAUCGAUCUGUUGAGCAUGACAGUAGGAUUAAGGAACUACGGAGCAUUUUUCGAUACAGUCGGAGCAGGAGUCACUGGCCCCGUUCAGCUCAAAAGCUCUCAAAACGGACUGUUGAUCGAUCUAUCCUCUCAACAGUGGACGUAUCAGAUUGGCAUGCAGGGAGAAGACUCAAAGCUUUAUCACGGAGAUUCGUCGAUUUGGGUAACGCAGCCGACGCUUCCCACGAAUCAGCCAUUGGUGUGGUACAAGACCACGUUUGAUGCCCCGACGGGAAGCAACCCGGUUGCGUUAGACUUUACGGGAAUGGGGAAGGGUCAGGCAUGGGUUAACGGACAAAGCAUCGGACGUUACUGGCCGACAAACAUUGCAUCAGGGGGGAGCUGCACCGAUUCUUGCAAUUACCGCGGACCUUACAAGGCCGAUAAAUGCUUGACAAACUGCGGAAAGCCGACCCAGCACAUCUACCACGUGCCCCGUUCGUGGUUGAAACCGAGCGGGAACAUCCUCGUACUAUUCGAGGAAGCGGGCGGCGAUCCGACGAAACUAUCGUUCGUCGCGCGGGAGACGAGAAGCGUCUGCUCUCACGUUUCGGAGAGUCACCCGCUCCCGGUCGAAAUGUGGAGUCUUGACGACGAAAUCAGGAACCGAACCCGAUCGACGCUCUCGCUGACGUGUCCGUCGCCUGAUCAGGUGAUUUCGAAGAUAAAGUUUGCGAGCUUCGGAACGCCGCGCGGCGCGUGCGGAAGUUUCCGCCAUGGCGAAUGCCGCAGCAAGAGGGCUCUUUCGGUCGUUCGAAAGGCCUGUGUAGGAUCGAGGAGCUGUAGCAUUGGUGUUUCGAGUACGACGUUGGGCGAAGCUUGUGGAGUUUCUAGAAGCUUGGCUGUAGAAGCUUCCUGCGCUUAGAGUAGUCUUAUUUAUCUAUAAGGUGUUUUGAAAGGGAGAAAUAAAUGCCAAAUGGAAAGGCUUUUCAUUCGAAAUAAAAAAGUGAAAUAAUUUAUCUCA